AUGAAAUUAAUUACAAGAACGAGCAAUAGAGAAAAAGGUAAAGAAUUGCCUAGUGCUCCUACUGAAUUGGUUGAUUUAUCUGUAUUUGAUGGUGUACCCGCUAAGAAAGAAGACGAGGGUCGGAAAUUGGAUACGUUUAGAUUGCCUGGUGCUCCUCUGUUUCUUCCUGAUGAGCCUACGUUUACAAACGAAGCCAAUCGAUUUCCACAGACUCUCUUAUUUUUGGACGACGACUCCUUAGCAGAUGCUGAAGAUGAAAAAGCUAUUGGUGGUUAUGCUGAUGUCAGUUUACCUGGAGUUCCUCAUUUUCCACCUGAAGAUAGCGACAGCAAAAGCAAGGUCGGGAGCACCCAAAUACUUGCCACAUGA
Scheffersomyces stipitis CBS 6054 is the source of this 369-nucleotide messenger RNA. RefSeq lists its product as uncharacterized. NCBI's taxonomy places the organism in Eukaryota, Fungi, Ascomycota, Pichiomycetes, Serinales, Debaryomycetaceae. The transcript is spliced from 2 exons. The record is from RefSeq and is a predicted model, not a curated record. The coding region runs from base 1 to 369 and encodes 122 amino acids.